AUGCACCGAGGUGAGUGGAUCGGCGGUUGGCGCAUGCAUCAUCCCCCUCCUCCCUUUCUCCCCCUCCCCAUUCGCCAUCUUUCUCAUCAUCUCUUCCCCUGCACAUUUAACCCCCAACACGCAGGUGGGCAUGGACCACUUCCUGACCAAGCCGGUGCGGUCGAGCGAGCUGGAUGGGCUGCUGCAGCAGGGGAAGCAGCGAAAGUCCCUGUGGGCAUGGACCACUUUCUGACCAAGCCUGUGCGGUCGAGCGAGCUGGACGGGCUGCUGCAGCAGGUGGAGCGACGAAAAAUGAUGCUGGAGCAGCGCGAGGAGCAGGAGAGGAGAGCAGAGGAGGAGAGGAGGGAAGAGAAGGGAAGUGGGGAGAACAGAGGGGAGGAUGGAGGAGUGGAAGGGGCACCUCCGUAA
This is a messenger RNA of Closterium sp. Naga37s-1, 408 nucleotides long. Lineage: Eukaryota; Viridiplantae; Streptophyta; Zygnematophyceae; Desmidiales; Closteriaceae. The record is from the annotation of a GenBank genome assembly.